AUGAUAUUUUUCGGUCUGUAUUACAUCGUGAAAAGAGCAAUUUACUUGUCGUCGAAGAAAAUAUUCAACGGCGAUCACAAGCGUAAAAAGACAAAGCGUAAAAACAAACGCAACAUGAAAGAUUCUAUAUUAGGUUUAUCUUCUACCACAUAUUGCAGUGCUCUUCAAAAAUCAGCAAUGGUUGAGGUGUUUGCUGCCAAUCAAGGCGACUGCAAUUCCAAUAAUUUGGAAGUGCUGGAUGCUACCUUAAGCUCAUGUAGGAGCAAUGCAUCAUCUCAAGAUAAUGCGGAUUUCUUCCAAGAUUAUUCAGAUUACCAAUGGUUUGCGGACUAUAGGUACCGUGAUUCGGACAAUUUUAACCAUCACACAAGUAUUCUAUCAUCUAUAUCAGAAAAUUAUAAUAUUCCAUGUUAUGAAGAAGUUUCCAGAGAUUUGGAUGUUAACUUGGCCCAAGUAGAUAUGGAACAUCUUAAAACAGAAGACAUACAUAAUAUACUGAGCACAUUGCCAUCUAUGUGUGGUCAAGAUUUACAAAAUGUAUCAACUGAAUCAUUUUGUAAAAAUAAACAGCUAUUCUCUCCUGUAAAAGAACAAUCGCCAAAUCCAUUCAUAACAUUUAGCACGGAUUCAUUAGACUGUAGUGAUGAUAUGUUAAUCACCUGUAAAGCCAAUAACAAACAUAACUAUACAAUUGCUUUCGAAGAACCAACUAUGGGUGUUUCGGAAGAAUUUCAAAAUAGUGAAGCUAUGAGUACAGGAGAGAGUCGAAAUACUGGUUCAGGUGAAGCAUGGUCAAGUGAUGGAAGUGUUCCAGUCAGUGUUCCAAUGAUAUCUUCAGAUACUACUUUUACCACAUGGAAUAAGUUAAAAAAAUGUACCACUUCUGCAACCACUAAUUGCACUCAACAACUUAAAGAGCAUACAAGUUUAUCAUCAAGUGUAAAUGAAAAGACCCAAAGUUUACCUGAUCUAAUGCCAUUAAGGCUGUUAUGGUUAAAGCAGAAGAAAAGUCAUUAUGACUAUCUAGUCAAAUCUACACAGUCUGAAGGCGGAAAUGAAGGUAGAGCUAAGCUGUAUGAUGUAUCUGGUAUUAAAGAUCAAACAGAUAGUGCUAAAUUCAGCCUUGUAAAAAUGUUUAUUAGUCAAAAGAAAAACCGUCAGUCGGACGGCAGCUUAGUAAUUAGCGAUAAUGAAGCUACUGCUGAGGUAACUGAACCCAGUAAAAAUAAUUUGGAAGAUAGUCUAAUGUGUGAGAAUGAAAAAACUGAUAACAUUAAACGUGUCAGUAAUAAUAAUGGGUCCAACAAUUCAUCUAUUAUACCUAGCAAGCAUUUGUGGAAGGGUUCUAGCUUAAAUAAGAGUAUGCAAACUUCAUCAUUAGAUGGAAUAAGCAGUCAAAAACCAGAUUCCAAGUGUAAGAACAGCCCUGUUUAUGUGAUGUUUCCAAGUUAUACAUUACCAGAUCUCUCAUUCCUGCAGAAUCCUAAAGCUGCUUUGGAUAUUAACAACGUAUUUCUUGUACCUCAAAAAUUUUCACCCAUGCCAUCUCCUGAAGUUGAAUGUAAAAAACUUAACACUACGCCUGUACAUGAACCAUCACCAGCAGAAAAUUCAUUUGAUUUAAAAUCAAUUUGUGCCAAGGGAUUUGAUCAUGUUAGUGAUUGGGAUUCACUUGCUCUGCUGUUACCUCGGAAUGUGUCUAUAGCUUUAUCUAAAACUCCUGAACUUAAAGACCGUUUUAAACACAUUAAUUUUGAUAUUAAAGAACCAUCAUUUUGUCAAAUUGCAUUUAAACCCUUGGAUAAAAAAGAUGAUAUGUUUGUUUAUCAAUAUGAUGAUUUGAGUCAACAUCAAAAACCACCAGUAGGUCGAGUUAAUUCAAAGAUUCCUAUUAAAAAUGAACCGAAAAGACCUAUAAAUGAAGUACCAAAAAGAUUUAGUAUGUAUGAUAUGAAGUCAGAAACAUUUCAAGAACAACAAAACAAGAGGCGUUCUCUUCCAUCACAGCUUACAAUAAUUUCUAAUGUCACUCCUAUUGCUGGUUCUGAUGUUGGCACUUCUGAAGAUGAAGGAGUUGAAUGUUCAGGAAGUAACUGUGACAGUCCUAAUCCUUGUGUUGAUGAAGCUAAACGAUUAGAUUCAUUGUUACGACAAAAUAAACAAACUCGUGUUAAUUUAAAAGCACAAGUCAAUAAAUAUUUAAACCGUGCCAGUGGUCAUCACACCCCUCCAAAUUCACCAAAUACAAUAACUAAUCAGGCAAAGAAAGGAGGUGAUAACAUAGACCGAUUUGAAGGAUGUGAAAUAAAUAAAUUGACAGAUUCUAUAACACACAAGAAAGACCUGGUGAGGAAUUGUUGUUUUGGUGCUGAGAAAAUUACAUUUUGUCUCGACAAUGACUAUACAGAAGAUUUGCAUACAAUCGUCCUGGAUGUUCUUUGUCCAGCUCUAUAUGCGUUGUUCAGUGAAAACCUUAAAUCUGUUUUAGAAACAUCUUUUGGUUCUGUCAAUAACUCUGUAUGGCAAGUGAUAGAAGCUUCUUCUCAACAAGGUGUUCUCUCUUCAGCGCUCAACGAACUGACUGCAAACGUUAACAACGAACUGGCACUCAACGAGGGCGUGAUGAAGUUCAAUGCAUUUAUUUUCGGACUGCUAAAUGUCGGGGGCUUGGACGCUUGGCUGAGCUAUAUGAGAACCCGCGAAUCGGUAUGGCAAAAAUACUAUAACCGGAACGCUCUAUUCGUCCGCGCCAAUUUUGGGUGCACAUUACACAGGGAUCUCGUGGAUCGUUUGAUCGCUUCCGCCAGACCGUUGGCCAAGUACAGGCCCGAUUUAGACCCGCUGUACGAAUGUCGCAAGCUCCAUGAAAGCUUAUCCAACAUAAACAACCGAACGUCGUGGUUACUGAAGAAAACCGCGCGGACGUUAGAAAACGAAUCUUCCAGGCCCAGGUCGUAUGUCGAUUCGGCCGCUAAAACGACGGUAGAUGUGGCGGGCACGGCAAGCAAACGUUGGAGCGGCGUGCACAUGGGCUCAAAGCUGGCCACGGCCUUUGAACGGCUUGACAAUAUUGACGAGAGGAUCCAACCGGAAGCUGCCGAGACUUGUCACAGUAGCAACGACUCCUCCAAGGAGACGCCCGUGAAAGGACAGCGGUUUAGACGGCUUCAGAUGAAGUGGGAGCUCCUCAGCACCAAGGACCUGACGUUGGAUACACCCGAUUUUGAUGGACCUAGGGGCGAGUUGACGAGCGCUAGGAGAUCCGCCGUUAAGUCGCGUAUACCACGGUUAGUCCUGUCGCCGGUCCAACAAUCGGGGCCCGAUGCAUUCGGCAACAAACGUCCGAUGACCGCCACUUACAGAGCCGAUUCGCCAACUUCACCUUCUGGCAGUGCCAACAACAAAAUCGAACACACUUCCACUAGGAUCAGAAAACCACCGCCUUCAGCAUCCGCUCCGAAAGCAACUCGACCCAGCAGCUUUUCGCAAAGGACGGCACCUUGCAAGGUGGAGCCCAUUCGUUACGUGCGGACCCUUUCGCACCGGCUGUCGGCCGACAACGGACACUUGUCAUUCAAUGAGGGCGAGAAGUUGCAGCUCGUCCUGGAUGUGGACGACAAGUGGAUACUCUGCUGUCGAGGCGCUCGCAAAGGUCUCGUGCCUAGGUCCUCCGUGCUGAUGGUGUCCAAGUAA
Molecule: messenger RNA, 3693 nt
Organism: Macrosiphum euphorbiae (potato aphid)
Lineage: Eukaryota; Metazoa; Arthropoda; Insecta; Hemiptera; Aphididae
Source: the annotation of a GenBank genome assembly